Molecule: messenger RNA, 2289 nt
Organism: Nelumbo nucifera (sacred lotus)
Lineage: Eukaryota; Viridiplantae; Streptophyta; Magnoliopsida; Proteales; Nelumbonaceae
Product: Low temperature viability protein
Biological process (GO): ribosomal small subunit biogenesis; ribosomal small subunit export from nucleus
Cellular component (GO): preribosome, small subunit precursor; nucleus; cytosol
Source: RefSeq, a predicted model, not a curated record
ACCUAUCCCACUUUAGGUUUUCUUCUACUAACCUCUCCUCUUUCGCUUCAACCUUCCCAUCUCCCGCAGCCACCGCCCGCCGCAGCCACCGCCCGCCGCAGCCACAGGCACUGGUGCACCGCCACGAGGACACCAACCUCAGGGCGCCGCUCAUUUACUACCAGCUGUUCUAGGUUACUUCUUGUAUCAGCUUCGACAUCUCAUUCAAGAUUAUAAAUGGGAAAGAAGAAGUUCAUUGACAAGAAGAAGUCUGCAACAUUUCAGUUACUUGCGAGGGACACAUCAGACCCCAAUUAUCAUGGGGGUCUGGCUAGUGAUCGAGUCUUUGUUAGGGUUGACAACAAUCCAUACUCUGUUCAUGGGUUCUUGGAUGAAGACACUGAUUAUGUGGCUGGUGAUGUUUCUCCUGGUUAUCCUGAUGAAACAAAUUUUCUUGAUGAUCCCAACUCAAUUUUUGCUGAUGCACCUGGAGAUGACGAAGAUGAUGAAGUUGAGAAUCCUAGAAACCAAACUCGAAUGCGAGGCAGAGGUGUGGCCCCUCUACCAGAUCAUGCUAGAAGGGAAAUUUUGGAGUUAGGGCUUCCUGAUGAUGGUUAUAAUUAUCUUAUUCAUUUGCGGGAGAUUAGAAACACUGGUGGUGGUUCCUCUUAUUACCACAACAGCAAGGCAAAGCUUGAUCAGCUCCCACUGGAUGUAAAGGCCUAUGAUGCUUCAAGAGUACAUAUUCCAAAAGUUGAUGAAGACUCAAAUGAGAAUUCAAUCUAUCAAGUUGCAUCAAGGACUGUUGGUGUGAGGAUCCAGAAGGCUGUUGAUCAUGAAGUAGCUGCUUUGCUUGAUGAUGAUUUAUCUCGAUUUGGCUCAGACAUGGAGGACUUGGAAGAGGAUUUUGUAGUUCAAGCAAACCUACCUGAGGAAGGGGAAAAUGUACUUGUAGAUAAAAAUGUAAACUUUACUGAGCAACCUGAAGUAAUCAAAAGAGAGCUUAACAGAUCUGCAAAUUAUGCUUCUAAAGAACAGGGACUUGACUCUGUCAGUUGGGAUGAACCAAAGAGUCACAAUCAGGAAGCAAGCAAGGAGUGUGGCAGUGAGAAACCUAGAAUUCGACGCCUUUUGGAUGAGCAAUUUGAUGUGUUUGAGCAACAAGAAUAUGGCACGGACAGUGAUUACAAUGAUAAUGGUUCUAUGGAUGCAGAGGGCGAAUGUCUUGCAGAAAAACUUAAUGAUGCCCUUAGGAAUCACGCAAUGGAUGAAUUGGAACUUGAUGACAAAUACAAAGCCCCUGCAGAUUUCUUGUGUGGGAACGAAGUACCAAGCAAAGAAGUACUCGAUUCAGCAGCUGAUGUCAUUCGUCGAUGUGCUGAGUAUGCUGAAAUAUAUAGCAAUGAAAACCAAAAUAAUGAGGAUGUGGUUGUGCUGCAGGAAAGUAGUGAUGAAUCUGAAGUAUGGGACUGCGAGACUAUUGUUUCUACGUAUUCAAAUCUCGAUAACCACCCUGGGAAAAUAGUUGCACCAGAGAACACUAGAAAGAAGAAAUUGUCUGAAACUUUCUCCAGAGCAUUGAGUAGUAGCGGCAAUGUGAUUUCUCUUCGAGGGAAGGAGAAACUUCCAGUUGAGUUUUUGCCCCAUAGCAAAAAAGUUGUUUCAGAGAAAAUGAAGGAAGUGGCUAGCUCGAGGACUGACAUGCGGAGGAGGAAACCACACGGUCAAGAGUCAAAAGAGGAAAAGAAAGAACGGAAGGCUGCUGUGAAAGAGGAGAGGCGAGAAGCACGGCGAGUGAAGAAAGAAAUGAAAGGGCUGUACAAAUGUGAGGCGCAGCGUGCACAGAAGGUUGUAGCUGUAUCCACUCCAUGUUCCAUCCAUAUAAUGUAAAUGUGGGAUUGAUGGGCUUAGAACUUGAUGCAACUAAACGAAUGGAAGUCUAUUUAUUAUUUGUGAUUUACUUUCAUGUCGAGGAUAGGCAUGGUUUUCUCAAAAUGCACGUGUCAUCUCAAGUUUUGUGCAUUACGGGUGGAACUGUGUACAAAAUUGAUGAUUUUGUUGGUUGCAGCAUUUCCAUCAGUUCACUAGUUUUUUUGGGGUACAUGGAGUGUACCAUUGAGGAAUACCUUGAAUUUUGUUUUAGCAUGGAUAUGAAUUCCCUGAAUUUGGCAGAAUUAUUUAGAGUAUAUUUUUGAAUGGCUUGUUCCUUGUUUGCCAUGUAUAACAUUAUAUUAGCUCCCUCUCCCUGCACUCCUUUCCAGUUUUUCAGUACAUAAUUGACAGUAUGACAGAUGCAUUUUUUACCUGUAA